CACCCAGCAGACAGAGCAUUUGUGGUUCUCAACAUUGAUGGAUAACAGGACAGAAGUGACACAGUUCAUCCUACUGGGACUAACCAGUGAUCCAGGCCUGCAGGUUCCCCUCUUUAUCAUGUUCACCCUCAUCUACCUCAUCACUCUGGUCGGAAACCUGGGGAUAAUGGUGUUGAUUCUGUUGGACUCUCGUCUCCACACUCCCAUGUACUUUUUCCUCAGUAACCUGUCUCUGGUGGACCUUUGCUACUCUACAGCUGUCACUCCCACAGUCAUGGCUGGAUUACUAAUAGAGGACAAGGUCAUCUCUUAUAACACAUGUGCUGCUCAGAUGUUCUUUUUUGUAGCGUUUGCCACUGUGGAAAAUUACUUGUUGGCCUCAAUGGCCUAUGACCGCUAUGCAGCAGUGUGCAAACCCCUCCAUUACACUACCACCAUGACAACGGGUGUGUGUGCAUCUCUGACCAUAGGCUCCUACAUCUGUGGUUUCCUGAAUGCCUCUAUCCACACUGGAGACACAUUCAGCCUCUCCUUUUGUAUGUCCAAUGUGAUUCAUCACUUUUUCUGUGAUAUUCCUGCAGUCAUGGUUCUCUCUUGCUCUGAUAGACAUGUAAGUGAGCUGGUUCUUGUUUAUGUAGUGAGCUUCAACAUCAUUUUUGCUCUCCUGGUUAUCUUGAUUUCCUACAUAUUCAUAUUUAUCACCCUCCUAAAGAUGCACUCAUCUUCAGGAUAUCAGAAGGCUUUAUCCACCUGUGCUUCUCACUUCUCUGCAGUCUCUAUCUUUUAUGGAACUAUCAUCUUCAUGUACUUACAGCCCAGCUCCAGCCAUUCCAUGGACACAGACAAAAUGGCGUCUGUAUUCUACACCAUGAUCAUCCCCAUGCUGAACCCUGUGGUCUAUAGCCUGAGGAACAAAGAAGUUAAGAGUGCACUCAUGAAGCUCCUUUCAGAGGCAAAAUUAUGUUUAAGAUUGUGA
Hyaena hyaena (striped hyena) is the source of this 976-nucleotide messenger RNA. RefSeq names its product olfactory receptor 5B3-like. The transcript has 2 exons. Gene Ontology annotation, molecular function: odorant binding; olfactory receptor activity; G protein-coupled receptor activity. Lineage: Eukaryota; Metazoa; Chordata; Mammalia; Carnivora; Hyaenidae. Gene Ontology annotation, biological process: G protein-coupled receptor signaling pathway; sensory perception of smell. Gene Ontology annotation, cellular component: membrane. The coding region runs from base 38 to 976 and encodes 312 amino acids. The record is from RefSeq and is a predicted model, not a curated record.